AUGGCUAGAGAUUUAAGGGUUUGUUAUCUUCUUAUUCUGAUUUUAGGAUUUCUGUGUGAGAAAUUUUUGCGGUUACCUGAGGAAGCAAUCGGCAAGACCAGCAAACAUGUUGCUGCAGACUCAAAGGGACUUGUAGCUUUGCUUUACAGGAUUCUUAGUCAGUUUAGUCCUACAGAAGAUCUUUGCAGAAUAGUGGAUCAAAGUCUUAUGGAUAACUACCCUAUAUAUAUUUUAUUACUGUUGAAUGCUUCCAACUUUGAGAUUAUUGCUGAAAUUAUUGUGGUUUGUGGGGUUGGAAAGCAUAGAAGUGAAAAAGGGGAAUCAUCAAUUAAAGCAUUGGGUCAGAAGAUGUUGAUGGAGAUGAAAAGUCCACUCAGGAUUGAUAAAAGGAAGAUGGAUGCUUUGUUGGUAAAGGUAAAGCUGUUAAAAUCUGGUUAUGUGAAUUGA
Molecule: messenger RNA, 447 nt
Organism: Vicia faba (fava bean)
Lineage: Eukaryota; Viridiplantae; Streptophyta; Magnoliopsida; Fabales; Fabaceae
Source: the annotation of a GenBank genome assembly